GGGGCCGGGCCGUGCAGGCGGCGAGUCCAGCGGCUGCGGGCCGGCCGGGCGUCCGGGACUUCCUAGUUGUGAGGCAGGCCGGCCGGCGGGCGCGCACUCUGUCUGUCCGUCCGUCCGUCCGUGCGCCCAGCCCCGACCAUGCCCCAGGCCGGCAGCGCGUCCUUCCCCGGAGCCGUCCCCGACGACGUGCGGAGCCUGUUGGCAGAUCUUGAGACAUUUAUAGUAGAAACACUCAGAGGGGAAAAUUUAUCCAAGAAAGCCAAGGAAAAGAGAGAAUCCCUUAUUAAGAAGAUAAAAGAUGUAAAGUCUAUCUAUCCUCAAGAGUUCCAAGACAAAGUCGAUACAGAAGAUGGAGAAGAAUAUGACGAUCCUUUCCCAGGGCCUCCAGAUACGCUCUCCCAAACGUCCGAUCGCUGUGAGAAAGACGAUGAGGCCCCCUCUGAUGGAAACCAGUUCCCUCCAAUCGCAGCUCAGGACCUUCCGUUUGUUCUGAAGGCUGGCUACCUGGAGAAACGGAGAAAAGAUCACAGCUUCCUGGGGUUUGAAUGGCAGAAGCGCUGGUGUGCUCUUAGCAAAACAGUUUUCUAUUAUUAUGGGAGUGACAAAGACAAACAACAGAAAGGUGAAUUUGCUAUCGAUGGAUACAACGUCAGAAUGAAUAAUACCCUCAGGAAGGAUGCAAAGAGAGAUUGCUGCUUUGAAAUCUCAGCUCCUGAUAAACGCAUCUAUCAGUUCACGGCAGCCACUCCCCGAGACGCGGAGGAAUGGGUCCACCAGCUGAAAUUUGUGUUACAAGACAUGGAAUCUGAUGUCAUCCCUGAGGAUGAGGAGGAAAGAGGGGAGUUGUAUGACGACGUUGAUUCUGCUCUCCCGAGCACAAGCCCCUCCGCAAAUGGCCAGCCCAUUGAUGACGAAAUUUAUGAAGUCCUUCCAGAAGAUGAAGACGACAACAGUUGCAAGAAAAUGGAGGAGCCCAGGCAGACGAGCCAAGAGGCCACUAGCCCUGCAGCAGAUAAAAGCACUGAUUAUGCUAAUUUUUACCAAGGUCUGUGGGACUGCACAGGGGCCGUUCCUGAUGAGUUGUCGUUUAAACGCGGUGACGUUAUCUACAUUCUCAGCAAGGACUACAGUAGAUUUGGCUGGUGGGUAGGAGAAAUGAAGGGGACCAUUGGCUUGGUGCCUAAAGCCUACAUAAUGGAGAUGUAUGAUAUUUGAGAGUCCUGGCAAAUCUUAACAUUUAGAAGUGAAGAAGUUGGAGCUUGACUCUUCAUUGCAGCCUGAUCGACGCUGUGGAUUUCACGAGAUCACCCAUGCAUCGAGUUUCAGAAAGUCAUCAAUGCUUUCUUUCCAUUCAUCUUUGCCUGUAAUUUUAUACUCUCCUCCUUUACAAUGUUUUUAUGAUCCCACAUUCACUGAAAGUAUGCCUAGCAAUUGGUUAGGAGCAGAACAAUCAUAUUCGUGGCUAUUUUGCACAGGAAGCAAGUGUAGUUGUGAUUUAUUCAGCUGCUUUGUGUGCAUUCAGUCGUUGGGCUUUGUGGAAGAACCCAACUCUGUUCCUCAAAUGUCAGGUGACCAUUCUUAUCAGGGGUCUUGUAAUGCCCAUUGCUCAGAAUAGGUGAAGUUGUAUGGCUUCAGUGUCUAAUUUCACCGACAUUCUCAUUUAAUAUAUAUCAAUGAGGCAAGUUUUAAAGUGGGUCCUUUGCACUCAGCCAAUGCGUUAAAGCACCGUGAGUGAUUUAUUUUGGCAUUUCACAUAGUGGUGACCUUUUAUCACGAAAGAAUGUAUGCCUUAUUGGCGAAUUGACAUCGUAUUAAAUGUGUCCGCAAGAAGGAAAAAUACUGGGAUGGAAAAACACAACAGACUGUCAUCUCCCCAAGAUGUGUUGUUGAAGAACCCCACAAAGCCCAUUGUCAUUAAAAACCACUUGGGUUAUCUGGAACAGGAUUGUAGGACGUUGAGACCAAGUCACGGUUGGAAUUUGCUCCCCACCAUUCCCUAGAAGAGUUUCCACCACCACCAUGAAGUGAAAGAAGUUUGUUAUUUUAAACUGAGAUCCCUCCCUGGGCCUGUGAGCCCAUUGCUGGAUGGUGAAAGGCAGAGUUGUUUAGAGCUGGACAGGGCCUUUGGGGCCACCCAGUCCAGUCCAGAAACUUCUAGAACAUUCAUUUGCCAGCAGAUGAACGUGUGCCCAGCAUGAGCCUCAAUGGAGUGAUGACCUGUUGUUGAUGGGCAAGUCCCUAGCUCCUCUUGGCAGAUGGGGGUUAAAAUGCCCCUAAUUGCUUAGGGGGUCCAAGACUACUUGAGUCUCUCUUAGCUCCUUAUCCGCAGGUCAUCGAGUUAGACACCCCCGCCCUGGGCUUUCAUUCCUGCCCUUCCAGGGAGCGGUGGCCAUAAAUAGCCUUCCCAGCACCCCCCUUUUAAACAGCACGAAGAUAAUUACAGGACUUAGAGAUAGAGAAGCUGCUGGGAGCGUUCUGUCAUCAUUCUCCCAUCACUGUGAAAUUGGCAGAUUCAUGUUUGUGAUUGACCUCUUCAUUAAUUUCACAUAGAGAAAAAUAACAAAAUAAAGGAUAAAUUGCCCUUCUACACUAAUUUAGAAAAAUUGACAUCUUAGUCUUAGGACAAAAAAAACCAGACACACUUAGUAUAUAAACCAAAUUAGCAAAAAUAGGUGACUUUGGCCUGGAGAGAAACGAGCAAACUUGAUUUUCCAAGUUAAGUUGCUAAAAAGAGAGAAAUGCCCAAGUAGAGCCAGGCAUAGAAAUGGGCAUGGGUUCUGGGAAGCUUUUCGCAUUGCCAAGUGGGGCCAGUAGAUGGCAGCAGAUUUUCAUCACAUAGGGAACCAUUUUGAAACCCUUCCCCCACCAAGGCCACAGCCACCUAAUUUAGAACAUUUGGAGAAUUCCUUCCUCUUUUUUUUCCCUUUACUGUUAAUCCAGGAGAGGGAGUCCUUUGCCAACCGAUGAAUAGCAGUGUCUGCCCAGACAUCCUCCCGUUAAUGGUGGCACUAGGGGCUCUGGCUUCCAUUGCUAUUUUUCUGGGGUCUUUGGGGGAAGGCGAAGAAAGGUGACACCACCAUUUACAGAGAGAAUAAUGGGCGAGAUGCCCAUCUCCUUAGAUCCAGGCCUGAGCAAGGGAUGUAAGCUUGAUGCAAGCACUUGUGAAUCAUGGGGAAAGUUUCCUUCAACACCCUUGACAAUAUCACACGCCCAAGUCCAGCAUGAUAUGUCAUCAAUGUGAUUUUAAACAGUGUGGCUUUAAAAAGAUGCUCAUUGCUCUGUUUUCCUUAUGUUUGCUUCACUUUUAUUUGGUUUUCUGUGGACAGUUAGAGAACCAAUUUUUUUUCAAAGGUGAUUGUGAGUCAUAUUUUAUAUAGCAUUUUGCUUGAUUAUUUGCGCCGUACUGAAUUUGUACACUGUUGCCAUUAGAUCUUACAAUAAUGUUCCACUCUGCAAAUUUUUAAGGUUCAAAUAAAGUUUAAUU
Dromiciops gliroides (monito del monte) is the source of this 3484-nucleotide messenger RNA. RefSeq names its product src kinase associated phosphoprotein 2 (gene SKAP2). Gene Ontology annotation, molecular function: protein binding. The coding region runs from base 139 to 1215 and encodes 358 amino acids. NCBI's taxonomy places the organism in Eukaryota, Metazoa, Chordata, Mammalia, Microbiotheria, Microbiotheriidae. The transcript has 13 exons. The record is from RefSeq and is a predicted model, not a curated record. Gene Ontology annotation, cellular component: plasma membrane; cytoplasm.